This is a messenger RNA of Colletes gigas, 5806 nucleotides long. RefSeq names its product DNA-directed RNA polymerase II subunit RPB1 (gene RpII215). Gene Ontology annotation, molecular function: DNA binding. Gene Ontology annotation, cellular component: RNA polymerase II, core complex. The record is from RefSeq and is a predicted model, not a curated record. Gene Ontology annotation, biological process: transcription by RNA polymerase II. The transcript has 9 exons. Bases 63 to 5777 code for a protein of 1904 amino acids. Lineage: Eukaryota; Metazoa; Arthropoda; Insecta; Hymenoptera; Colletidae.
AACGGUUAAAGGGAGUCGCGACGCAGAAGGCCGCGGAAGAAGCUCUAUGUGUUCGUUGCAAAAUGGCCACGUCCGACUCUAAAGCGCCUCUGCGAACGGUGAAAAGGGUCCAAUUUGGCAUACUUUCUCCCGAUGAGAUACGUCGGAUGUCAGUCACGGAUGGCGGCAUUCGCUUUCCAGAAACUAUGGAGGGUGGUCGCCCGAAGCUUGGUGGACUUAUGGACCCAAGGCAGGGUGUCAUCGAUAGAAAUUCAAGAUGUCAGACAUGCGCCGGUAACAUGACAGAAUGUCCAGGGCAUUUUGGUCACAUAGAUUUGGCUAAACCAGUUUUUCAUGUUGGUUUUAUAACAAAAUCAAUCAAAAUUCUGAGAUGCGUAUGUUUUUAUUGCUCAAAGCUGCUUGUUAGUCCACACAAUCCAAAAAUAAAAGAAAUUGUAAUGAAAACUAAAGGACAGUCGCGUAAACGUCUCACGUUCGUUUACGAUUUAUGUAAAAGUAAAAAUAUUUGCGAGGGUGGAGACGAAAUGGAUAUUAACAAAGAGAAUCCAGAGCAACAACCUCCGGAUAGAAAACCGGGGCAUGGCGGUUGUGGCAGGUAUCAACCUAAUCUUCGAAGAUCGGGUCUGGAUGUUACCGCAGAAUGGAAACACGUGAACGAAGAUUCGCAAGAGAAAAAAAUAGCGCUUACCGCUGAAAGAGCAUGGGAAAUUUUAAAACAUAUUACGGACGAGGAAUCGUUUAUUCUUGGUAUGGACCCAAAGUUUGCUCGACCGGAUUGGAUGGUUGUAACGGUGUUACCUGUUCCACCUUUAUCGGUUAGACCGGCAGUCAUUAUGUACGGUUCCGCGAAAAAUCAAGACGAUUUGACACAUAAACUCGCGGAUAUUAUAAAAUCGAACAACGAAUUGAUCAGAAACGAGCAGGCUGGAGCGGCAGCACACGUUAUAUCCGAGAACAUAAAGAUGUUGCAAUUUCAUGUAGCGACGUUGGUCGAUAACGAUAUGCCGGGAAUGCCAAGAGCAAUGCAAAAGUCAGGUAAACCGUUGAAGGCUAUAAAAGCAAGACUGAAGGGAAAAGAAGGCAGAAUAAGAGGAAAUUUGAUGGGUAAACGUGUUGAUUUUUCUGCUCGUACUGUCAUCACGCCAGACCCGAAUUUGCGGAUCGAUCAAGUAGGUGUACCUAGAAGUAUUGCUCAGAAUUUAACAUUCCCUGAAAUUGUGACGCCUUUUAAUAUCGAUAAAAUGCAAGAGCUCGUCAGACGAGGGAAUUCACAGUACCCGGGUGCCAAGUACAUCGUCAGGGAUAAUGGUGAAAGGAUUGAUUUAAGAUUUCACCCGAAACCAUCCGAUUUGCAUUUACAAUGUGGAUAUAGAGUAGAGCGUCACAUCCGUGAUGGCGAUUUAGUGAUUUUCAAUCGUCAGCCGACUCUGCACAAAAUGAGUAUGAUGGGACACAGGGUGAAAGUUCUCCCUUGGAGUACAUUCCGUAUGAAUCUUAGUUGUACGUCGCCUUAUAACGCCGAUUUCGACGGCGACGAAAUGAAUUUGCACGUUCCGCAAUCGAUGGAAACGCGCGCAGAAGUGGAAAACAUUCACGUAACGCCGCGUCAGAUUAUCACGCCGCAAGCCAACAAACCCGUUAUGGGUAUUGUACAGGACACGCUUACCGCUGUGAGAAAAAUGACGAAAAGGGACGUGUUUAUAGAAAAGGAACAAAUGAUGAACAUUCUGAUGUUCUUGCCCAGCUGGGAUGGUAAAAUGCCUCAACCGUGUAUAUUGAAACCAAAGCCAUUAUGGACCGGUAAACAAAUUUUCUCACUGAUCAUACCGGGUAAUGUGAACAUGAUCAGAACCCAUAGCACGCAUCCGGACGAGGAAGACGAUGGUCCGUACAAGUGGAUAUCACCUGGUGAUACCAAAGUAAUGGUAGAACACGGAGAACUCGUGAUGGGUAUACUUUGCAAGAAGACUUUGGGUACAUCGGCAGGUUCUUUGCUUCACAUUUGUAUGUUGGAGUUAGGUCACGAGGUUUGCGGACGGUUUUACGGGAAUAUUCAGACUGUGAUUAAUAACUGGUUGCUGCUAGAAGGUCAUUCCAUCGGUAUCGGCGACACUAUCGCCGAUCCGCAGACUUAUUUAGAAAUUCAGAAAGCGAUCAAAAAAGCCAAAGAGGAUGUAAUAGAGGUGAUACAGAAAGCUCACAAUAUGGAGCUGGAACCUACGCCCGGUAACACUUUGAGGCAGACUUUCGAGAAUCAGGUGAACAGAAUCUUGAACGACGCUCGUGACAAGACUGGUGGCUCCGCGAAGAAAUCUUUGACCGAAUACAACAAUCUGAAAGCUAUGGUGGUGUCAGGAUCGAAGGGAUCCAAUAUUAACAUUUCUCAGGUUAUUGCUUGCGUGGGUCAGCAAAACGUUGAAGGUAAACGUAUUCCGUUCGGGUUCCGUAAAAGAACAUUACCGCAUUUCAUCAAGGACGAUUACGGUCCCGAGUCCAGAGGAUUCGUCGAGAAUUCGUAUCUGGCCGGUCUGACUCCAUCAGAGUUUUAUUUCCACGCUAUGGGAGGUCGUGAGGGUCUUAUCGAUACUGCUGUAAAAACUGCAGAGACUGGAUACAUUCAGCGUCGUUUGAUAAAGGCUAUGGAGUCUGUAAUGGUGCAUUAUGACGGAACGGUUAGGAAUUCCGUGGGACAGCUGAUUCAGUUGCGUUACGGCGAGGACGGUUUAUGCGGCGAAACUGUAGAGUUCCAAAACUUACCCACUAUCAAGCUGAGCAACAAAGCGUUCGAGAAGAAGUUCAAGUUCGAUCCGACGAACGAACGCUACCUUCGUCGCAUUUUUAACGAAGAGAUUGUCAGAGAAAUGAUGGGAUCCGGCGAAGUGAUCUCCGAACUGGAAAGGGAAUGGGAACAAUUGAACAAGGAUCGUGGAGUGCUCAGAGAGAUAUUCCCAAGCGGAGAAUCGAAAGUUGUAUUGCCGUGCAAUCUGCAACGGAUGAUUUGGAACGUGCAGAAGAUAUUCCACAUAAAUAAAAGGGCACCUACCGAUCUUAGUCCAAUGAGAGUUAUACAAGGUGUGAAGGAUCUCCUAGAGAAAUGUAUCAUCGUGGCUGGUGACGACAGACUCAGUAAACAGGCGAACGAAAACGCCACUCUGUUAUUCCAAUGCUUAGUUAGAUCUACUUUAUGUACAAAGUGUGUUUCCGAAGAGUUUAGAUUGUCCAGCGAAGCUUUCGAAUGGCUUAUCGGGGAAAUUGAAACAAGAUUUCAGCAAGCACAAGUAUCGCCUGGCGAGAUGGUAGGCGCUUUGGCUGCUCAGUCACUCGGUGAACCUGCCACUCAGAUGACAUUGAACACUUUCCACUUUGCCGGUGUAUCGUCGAAGAACGUAACUCUGGGUGUACCCAGGCUGAAGGAAAUUAUAAACAUCAGUAAGAAACCAAAGGCUCCUUCGUUGACGGUGUUCCUGACAGGAGCUGCGGCGAGGGACGCAGAAAAGGCAAAGAAUGUGCUUUGUCGGCUGGAGCACACGACGCUGAGAAAGGUCACGGCAAAUACCGCAAUUUACUACGAUCCAGAUCCGCAGAAUACCGUAAUUGCCGAAGAUCAAGAAUUCGUUAAUGUUUACUACGAGAUGCCCGAUUUCGAUCCGACCAAAAUAUCGCCGUGGUUGCUCCGUAUCGAGUUAGACCGGAAACGAAUGACCGACAAAAAGUUAACUAUGGAACAAAUCGCGGAAAAGAUCAAUGCCGGUUUUGGGGACGAUUUGAAUUGCAUUUUCAACGACGAUAACGCCGAAAAAUUAGUGUUACGAAUUAGGAUAAUGAACAGCGACGACAACAAAUUCCAAGACACCGUAGAAGAGACUGUAGACAAAAUGGAAGACGAUAUGUUUCUGCGAUGUAUCGAGGCGAAUAUGCUGAGCGAUAUGACGUUACAAGGCAUCGAAGCCAUUGGAAAAGUGUACAUGCAUUUACCACAAACUGAUUCUAAGAAACGCAUCGUUAUCACGGAAACCGGUGAAUUUAAAGCGAUAGCGGAAUGGUUACUAGAAACUGAUGGAACAAGUUUAAUGAAAGUAUUGAGCGAAAGAGACGUGGACCCUGUUAGGACGUUCAGUAACGACAUUUGUGAAAUAUUCCAAGUGUUGGGUAUAGAGGCUGUGAGAAAAUCAGUAGAGAAAGAAAUGAACGCUGUAUUGCAAUUCUAUGGUCUUUACGUAAACUACCGUCAUCUUGCUCUGCUUUGUGACGUUAUGACCGCCAAAGGACACUUGAUGGCUAUAACUCGUCACGGAAUUAACAGACAGGAUACUGGCGCUCUUAUGAGAUGUUCUUUCGAAGAAACGGUGGACGUUUUAUUGGACGCAGCAUCUCACGCAGAAGUUGAUCCUAUGAGGGGAGUGUCUGAAAAUAUUAUUAUGGGGCAACUUCCACGCAUAGGAACAGGGUGCUUUGAUUUAUUACUGGACGCCGAGAAAUGCAAAGCUGGUAUCGAAAUACCGAUGGCAGUAGGAGCUGGUGUAAUGGGUACCGCUGGAAUGUUCUUCGGUAGCGUUGCCACACCAAGUAUGAGUCCUCAAAUGACACCUUGGAUGGGUGCUACUCCUGGCUAUGGCGCUUCAAGCAUGUCACCUGCACUGGGUAGCGGUAUGACACCAGGAGGUGCAUGUUUCUCGCCAUCGGGAGCAUCGGAUGCUUCUGGACUUUCACCCGCGUAUUCUGCAUAUUCACCUCAACCGGGAAGUCCAGGAAGUCCAGGACCCAGCAUGAGUCCGUACCCCAUGUCGCCAGCGGGCGGUGCUUCGCCCAGCUAUUCGCCUACGUCGCCCGCCUACUUACCAACAUCGCCGAGUAUGACACCAUCGAGUCCCAACUACUCGCCUACGAGUCCAACGUACUCGCCCACCAGUCCAAACUAUUCGCCAACGAGUCCUUCGUAUUCGCCAACAUCGCCCAGCUACUCGCCAACCUCGCCGAGCUAUUCACCAACGAGUCCUUCGUAUUCACCGACGUCGCCAAGUUACUCGCCGACGAGUCCCAGUUACUCGCCAACCUCGCCCAGUUACUCGCCAACCUCGCCCAGCUAUUCACCAACGAGUCCUUCGUAUUCGCCAACGUCGCCCAGCUAUUCGCCAACCUCGCCCAGUUACUCGCCAACCUCGCCUAGCUAUUCGCCAACGAGUCCUUCGUAUUCACCAACAUCACCAAGCUACUCACCGACGAGUCCCAGUUAUUCGCCAACGAGCCCAAGCUAUUCUCCGAGCUCGCCGAAUUACACACCAGCCUCUCCAUCGUACUCCCCCACGAGUCCCAGUUAUUCGCCUAGUUCGCCACAAUAUUCGCCCGCUAGUCCCAGUUACUCGCCGAGCAGCCCAAAAUAUUCUCCGACGAGUCCAAGCUACUCGCCCACGUCGCCAUCCUUCGCUGGAACCUCGCCACAGUACACACCAGCCAGUCCAACGUAUUCGCCCACGAGCCCGACCUACUCGCCAACGAGUCCAUCUUAUUCACCGAGUUCACCGCAACACACAGCAUCGGGGAGCACGAGAUACUCGCCCAGCAGUCCGAAUUACUCACCCACUAGUCCGACGUAUUCACCGACGAGUCCUCAAUACUCACCAUCGAGCACCAAGUACUCACCCACGAGUCCAACGUACACACCGACCAGUCCAAGUUAUUCACCAACGAGUCCAACGUAUUCUCCGCCUGUGCCUGGAUACUCGCCGACGAGUCCUACUUACUCGCCGGCGUCGCCAGCCUACGAAACAGACGAUUAACAAGUAUUACGCAUAUCUCUAUGGAUCUU